Molecule: messenger RNA, 1368 nt
Organism: Haemonchus placei
Lineage: Eukaryota; Metazoa; Nematoda; Chromadorea; Rhabditida; Trichostrongylidae
Source: the annotation of a GenBank genome assembly
CCUACCCUUGAUCAAAGCUCGUUUUCUGUAAACGAUACAGGCUGGAGCGAAGGCUUACUUCAGAAUAUGGAGGACGAUACAGGUUAUUUGGCUUCCUUCUUGUUAUUUUGCUUUCAGGGAAUUACGGUUUAUUUGGCCCACAUCGUCAACCAUGUUGUACGAACAAGAAAUCUCAUCAUAUCAAAUAGUCGAAACUUGACUCUAGCUAGCGCAAAGGGAGAAGCGACUGAGGAGUUGAUAGAAGCUUCACGGGAUCAAGGUUUUGUCAGACCAACUGUUUUGAUUCUUUGCCCUUUCAAAAAAGAUGCGUUCGAUAUAGUGGAAAGGCUCGAACAUUUGAUUUUUGGAAAAAGUACGAACUUUGAAUUUCCAUUUUAUUCCUUACUACAAUCCUGCACCCCUUCAAUCUGUUUUUUUUUUUCUAUCUCUAAAAAAGUUCUCAAAUUGUUUGAAGCGUUUGAUAAGUCAGACAUCAUUCUUUGUUCACCUCUUGGUCUUCGCAUGAUUCUUGACGGAGAUGCUGGUAAAGAAAGCCAUUUGAUUUCCAGUAUUCAGAUAGCUGUUGUUGACAAGGCUGACAUCAUGUUACAACAAAAUUGGGAGCACCUCACAAUCAUUUUCUCACACAUGCAUACGCAGCCAUCCAAGAUAGAAACAGAUAUAUCGAGAGUUCGUCACUUUUACUUUUUAGAUGGUUUGUCCAAGUUUUACUGCCAACUGCUGCUGUUUUCACGUUAUGAGCACGAACUUUUUUCUGCUCUCAUCUUGGAACAUUCGCUAAACUUUCACGGUUUGGUAAUACCAAACGCAUUUUGCGUCGGUACACUUGACAAAAUUGAAAUACCAUUGUGUCAAGAACUACGACGUUUUGCUGUGAGCAGCGCUUCCGAACAAGCUAUUUCAAGGUUCAAUUGCUUUAAGGAAUAUUGUGCUGCCAGUUUACUUCCUGGCACUUGUGUAGUUAUCCCGUCCUAUUUUGACUUUGUCCGUGUGAGGAAUCACUUCAAAAGGAUUGAAGAAAGCUUUGUCGCGUGUCACGAGUAUGCACCAAAAACCAAGAUUCUCCGAGCCCGGGAUCUAUUCUAUCAUAAACAUAAGAAAGUGCUUUUGGUGACCGAACGAUAUUACUACUUCAAUAGAAAACCUCUGAAGGGCAUGGCGAAGAUAGUGUUUUAUCAGCUUCCUUCUCAUCCAGACUUAUAUAGCGAAUUUAUCAAUAUGGCGAGUUGUGAAGCUGCUCACAGGUUUAGCUCUGUGUUGUUUUAUUGCAAAUACGAUAGGAUUCGUCUACGGAAUACUUUUGGAACUGAAUUAGCUAAUUCUAUUUUGUCUUCAAGUAAAACAGUGCAGGUUAUAGUGUCGGAAUAA